This is a messenger RNA of Platichthys flesus (European flounder), 1766 nucleotides long. It is a transcript of the gene gpr3, whose product is annotated as G protein-coupled receptor 3. Gene Ontology annotation, cellular component: membrane. The coding region runs from base 179 to 1171 and encodes 330 amino acids. The transcript is spliced from 2 exons. NCBI's taxonomy places the organism in Eukaryota, Metazoa, Chordata, Actinopteri, Pleuronectiformes, Pleuronectidae. Gene Ontology annotation, molecular function: G protein-coupled receptor activity. The record is from RefSeq and is a predicted model, not a curated record. Gene Ontology annotation, biological process: G protein-coupled receptor signaling pathway.
GGAUGCGAGAGACGGAGCGCGGCACAAGCACGGGGACUGUCCUUCUAUUUAAACCGGUGCCGAGCAGCACAAUAGCAGACAUCAGCAUCCCCUCAUCUCCAUCUUUUGGAUUGGAUCUUAUAAGAGAACAUCUCUAAAGCAAUAACGCAUAAAUAAGGUUGCGUUUGUGUGACCAGCCAUGAUCCUGAACGCCUCUGACCUGGGCUGGGAUGAGUCCUCAGGUGCUGACCCCUUCCUCCCCUUGGACCAGCUGGAUGGCCCGUCUUCAUACGAGGUGCCGCCCCUCACGGUGUGGGGCGUGGCCCUGUGUGUUUCCGGAACUCUCAUCGCCACCGAGAACGCCAUCGUCGUCACCACGAUCCUGGCCACGCCGUCCCUGCGCGCCCCCGUGUUCCUGCUGCUGAUCAGCCUGGGGCUGGCAGACCUCCUGGCGGGCGUCGCCCUCGUCCUCCAGUUCCUCUUCGUUUUCUGUGUGGAGCCCAGUGAUUGGUCAGAGCUGUUGACCUCGGGACUGCUGGUGACGUCGCUGACCGCCUCGCUCUGCAGCCUGAUGGGCGUGGCCCUGGACCGGUACCUGUCUCUUAGCCACGCCCUCACCUACGGAUCGGGACAAUCCCGCCGCAGAGCCGCGGGCCUCCUGCUGCUGGUGUGGCUGGGCGCCUGUGUGAUCGGAGCGGGGCCUGCGAUGGGCUGGCACUGCCUCGGGGAGCCGGACUCCUGCUCUGUGGCUCGACCCCUGACGCGGACAUACCUGUCGCUGCUGUGUGGGGGCUUCCUGGUGGUUGUCAUGGUCACCCUGCAGCUGUACGUCGGGAUCUGCCGCGUGGCCAGGCGGCACGCCCACGCCAUCGCCACCCAGAGGCACUUCCAGACAGCCAACCACUCAUAUGCAAGCCAUCACAGCAGUGGGCGGGGCUUCUCCCGGCUGAUCCUGGUGCUCAGUGUGUUUGUGGGCUGCUGGAUGCCUUUCUCCCUCUGGGGGCUGCUGGGAGACGCCUCCAGCUCCCCUCUGUACACCUAUGUCAUGUUGGUGCCAGCCGCCGGCAGCUCCCUGCUGAACCCCAUCCUCUACAGUCUGAGGAACAAAGACAUCCGCAAGGUGCUGCUUCAGGCCUGCUGCCCCCACAGAUGCCAGCACAAUGCACAGAUACACUACCCAGUGGAUGUGUAGACUGCACAACCUCGCCAGAGUCUGACCGACACACAAUCUAUGCGAGACAUAUCACUGUUUGUGUGCCAAGAUACACACAUUGCUGCAUUGACUGUAAUCCAGAUCCACACACACACACUCCCACACACACAGGCAGCAAUUCCAUGAGAGCAGAUGUCCUCCUGCAGAUCAGAAUGUACUGGACUGUCCUGAAAAGAGACAUGAUGGAACAGCCCUGCUGUUUCCAAAAAGAUUAAACGUACUGUCUUCUUGUGUGUACUUUGUGCCUCAUCCACAGUCAAUUGUAGCUCCCCCAAAAAGAAACAAUCACAGGGGUCUUGUAUUUAUAACCCCACUCUUAUAAAAGUGGAUUUAAUGACCAUCGGCACUUUAAGACAAAAUAAGGGAUGGGUUUUGAAAUGAAAGCCUAUCACAGUGUAAUGAGAAAAGAUCCAAAGCCCACUUCUAUUUACUUGAAUAUCUGGAAAACACGGUGUUCUGGAUCUUUGAGAUUCUAUUUUGCACAUGCUGUUAUAGGCACUUUGAAAGGUACUGACCAUAUGUUCGUGUUGCACAACCUUUUUUGAAAUGAAUGAAUAUUUUAUACGAAUGAAUA